This is a messenger RNA of Penicillium salamii, 972 nucleotides long. Lineage: Eukaryota; Fungi; Ascomycota; Eurotiomycetes; Eurotiales; Aspergillaceae. The record is from the annotation of a GenBank genome assembly.
AUGGUCGGACUACAAGCUGAGAACCUCGCUGUCAACGACGGCCCUCUAACAUCAGAGAACGCGGCCCUGCUGCGCCCCUCGUCUCCAUCCCUCCCUCUUUCCGAACUACGCGAGCGCUACGAAACAGACGGCUACCUCUUCCUAAAGCAAGUUCUGCCCCGACAAGACGUCCUUGACGCCCGAAACGCAUACUUCUCAUCAUUGGAGGAAACAGGCGUCCUGAAGCCAGGGACUACCCCGGUGGAAGGUGUUUUUGACCCCGCAAAGAGCCAUCUCGACUAUCCCGGCAUUGGAGCCGGACAUAUUGGUGGGAAUGGAAAGCCUGGUGGUGACCGGGCAGCUAAAUUCGUGGAUCUUGCUCUUGAUGCACACUACCAGGAAUGGUACGAGAAGCUCUGUAACCACACUGCGUUGUACGACUUCGUCGCACAAUUCGCGGACUGGGGGAAGAACACACUGAACCUUAAGCGCACACUGUUGAGGAACAACAUUCCUGGGUCGAAGCCUAUUGGUGUGCAUUAUGAUCAGAUCUUCUUGAGAUACGGCGAUCCGACUAGUGUCACGGCCUGGGUUCCUAUGGGAGAUAUUAAGAUCAAUGGCGGGGGCCUGAUUUAUUUGGAGGAUGGCGAUAAGAUCGGAAUCGAGAUUGAGGAAUCGUUCUUCAGGAAGGCGAAGCAGGCUGGACUUUCCGAUGAAGAGGCCAAGUCGGCAUUCAAUACGAACAUGAUGUCCACGGGUCUCCUAUCCGAAUUCCCAAGUGAGUUUGCAAAGGAAAAUGGGAAGCGGUGGUUGGUAUCGAGUUAUGAGGCUGGUGAUGUUGUUUUACACAAGCCACACAUGAUUCAUGCCUCAACGAUCAAUCAUGAUCCCGACAAUGUCAUUCGCCUUGCCACAGAUCUCCGUUUCUGUGACUCAUCUAAGCCUUAUGACAAGAGAUGGAUGAACUCGUAUCGUUUCAACGAUGGCGUUUAG